Gambusia affinis (western mosquitofish) is the source of this 3820-nucleotide messenger RNA. RefSeq names its product zinc finger protein 367 (gene znf367). Gene Ontology annotation, molecular function: DNA-binding transcription factor activity, RNA polymerase II-specific; RNA polymerase II cis-regulatory region sequence-specific DNA binding. NCBI's taxonomy places the organism in Eukaryota, Metazoa, Chordata, Actinopteri, Cyprinodontiformes, Poeciliidae. Gene Ontology annotation, biological process: regulation of transcription by RNA polymerase II; central nervous system development. Gene Ontology annotation, cellular component: nucleus. The transcript has 5 exons. The record is from RefSeq and is a predicted model, not a curated record. The coding region runs from base 291 to 1238 and encodes 315 amino acids.
AGGCGGGAGUUUGCAACGCGGGACCACACAUUUGUGGGCGCAACCGGUCAGUUCAGAGGAGCGGUUCCGGCCGAAGGGGUCUGUUACUCUGUGCUCCCUGUUUGGAAACUUUUAGGAUACUCUGUAACAAACUAUUUUUUUGCAUACCUCUAUGGAAAUGAAGGACAUAUUCAGCCCAGACUGAAGACCCGCCAUUUAGGACAUAUUUAUCGAUUCUUUUUGUAAACAGACAGCAACUUUUAACUAUUUUACUUGCGUUUUUAGGCACGUGUACUAUUACUGUACUCACAAUGGCCGACAGCAAGCAUCCGCACGUCAUUUUCUGCAACGACUCACCCAAAAGAGUUUUGGUUUCUGUCAUCAAGACUCCGAUCAAACCCAGGAAAGUGGAGACUCUGACUCCCACAAGUCCAGGUUUCAGCGACUUCAUGGUCUACCCUUGGAAAUGGGGGGAAAACGCCCACAAUGUAACCCUGAGCCCGGGCUCGGCGAGCGGGGCCGCGUCCCCAACCGGGUCACAGACAGCCAGAGAGGCGGACACAGCUCCUUCUCCUGAUCAGAUCAAGGAUGGUAUCCGGAGAGGCCGGCCCCGAGCAGACACGGUGCGGGAGCUGAUAAGCGAGGGCGAGACCUCCUCCAGCCGCAUCCGAUGCAACAUCUGCAACCGGGUGUUCCCCAGAGAGAAGUCCCUGCAGGCUCAUAAGAGAACACACACAGGAGAGAGACCCUAUCUGUGCGACUACCCUAACUGCGGGAAGGCGUUUGUCCAGAGCGGUCAGCUGAAGACUCACCAGCGGCUCCACACUGGAGAAAAGCCGUUUGUCUGCUCAGAGAAAGGAUGCGGCAGUCGGUUCACCCAUGCAAACCGUCAUUGCCCCAAGCAUCCUUUCUCUCGUCUGAACAGAGAAGAACCGAAGGCGGGUCUGGGAAAGGCUCAGUCUGUGGACAACAAGGCAGUGGCUGAGUGGCUGGCUAAGUACUGGCAAACCCGCGAGCAGCGUGCUCCUACAACCACCAAGAUGAUGAAGCCGCAGGGCAAGGCGAGCGCAGAGGACCAGGAGCAGCAAGAUCCCAUGGAGUUCCUCCACUCUGACGAGGAGAACGGAGAGGAGCCAGAGGCCAUGGAGGAGGAGAAGGGUAACCAGGGCGGGGCGGCCAAGCGGCGCCUGCAGGAGCAGAGAGAGCGUCUCCACGGCGCCCUGGCCCUCAUUGAGCUGGCCAACAACCUGUCGCCCUAAGCUCCCACCAACCCGACCUCCUCUAUUCCGCCUUCCUGCAGAACGUGCUGUAGCUAUAAGUUCUUCAUAAACGCAGAUCAAUGCCUAGUUUAGUUGUAAAACCAGACUUUGUGAAAGAAUCGGACUUGGCCUGAGAUCCGUGUUAAAGCACAGAAUCACUCCCUCCCUCUCAGCACCAGGAAGGCACAAGCUAAAGCACCUUACUCAGCUUCCAUUUUAUCUUUUUGGCUGCUAUAAACGUAGGUUUGACAACAUGAAGAAUGUCUCUUUCCUCUGUCUUCUAAAGGCAAAGGAAGAAUACCUAUUAUGUUUUAAUUUGAUUUUGUUUUGCACUUUGGUAACGAGUUUUUAAGUAUAUUGUGGGAAUAAGUGUAUGACUGAUGUAUAUAUACAUAUAUAUAUACAUACAUAUAUAUAUAUGUGUGUGGAUUAAGCUCAGAUGGACCGAAUGAUACAGGGUGUGGUCACAGAUCCAGCUGUCAGAUGGCCCAGAUGAACUGAGAAAACUAAAGUGAAAUAGUUUUAGCCUCACUGUUACUACUCUGUUCACAAACCGGGCGAGCAGCGACAAAACGAAGCACAUGACAGCCAAUCAUUGCAAGCGUAAUCCAGAAGUCUGAUCAUGCAGAAGGUUUUAAAAACUAAACUAAACCAAAAAAAAUAAUAAUAAUAAAAUAAAAAAUCUCAGCCCUUUUAUGCUGCCAUGUUCUGCAGAACCAGCAAAGUAGUCGACCAUAUUCUGUGUUCUGGAUUCAUAGUUUCUGUUAACAAUUCAGUUUUUCUUGUCACAACCAGGCAUGGGCCAGUUAGCACUAGAAAGGUUUUAAAAUGUUCCAGUCUCCCAAAAAAAAAAAAAAAAAAAAAAAGGCUUCCAUUGGCCAUAACACCUUCUCUGUAGUUUGAAGUUUUUAAAAUGGGAUUUUCUCCAGUUCUGUGGGUUAUGCACACUGCCAAUCAGCUGGCUGAAAAAAGGCUCUUAGAUUUUUAAUUUCUUUAUCUAUAAGAAAAAAGUCUGUUAUUUGGAAGUACUUUGAAAAAAAUACAAACUCCUCUUGCGCUUUAGGAUUGCACCAUUUUAAAACUGCAGAAAGUGCCAAUGUGAGCGAGAACUGUCUGCUGCCUGACAGCUGUCUAAAGCAUGGCAUUAUCUUCCUCUCUUGCUUAGAAGAAAGGCAACUUUUGGUAGUUUGUGAAUAUUUCCGAUCACAAAUAACACAAGGAGUUGUGUUAUUUAAAGAAAAAGCAACUUCAACAAUAAGACAAUGCCUCUUUAAUGGAAAGGAAAAGCUUACAGGCUGAGGGGCCUAAAAAGUGUGUAAGUUUUCUCAGAGCACAGUGUGUAAGCACACCUUUCACCUCACCCCGGUCUGAUGCUGCACACUGCUAGUUAACUGGCUGAAAGAAAAGGAUUGCACUUAUUUCUUUUCCUGAAUAGUUUGACCAGUUAACCAGAUAUUAUCUUGUACUUCUACCUAAACUACUAACGAUAUUUUAUCUUAUGUCUAUAGAUCAAAAUAUUAAAAAAAGAAAAAGAAUACAAUCAGUAGGAUAAGAAAUAUUUUUUUUCUUUUUAUGAAGUAAAUUAGGUCACGUUAUUCAUUUAGUUUAAAUGCCAUAGUGUUUUUAUUUAGGAUUUCUUUGCAGUAAUAAUCUAAAUAUUGGCCCAUGUCUGGUGACAAGAGAAAGCCUGCGGGUGAGAAGUCGUUUUCCUUUCAGUGGGUCGUCGUCUUUUAUAUUAAAAGCUGACAGACCAGGUGUGAUACUGACAUGGCAUCAUAACAGUGUGGCAAUUCUGUCAUCUCAUUUUAAUUUUUCAAUAUUUAUUUCACUUCCUUUCUACGAUUUUUUUUUUUUUUUUUUGCUGACAUCUUGUUCACAUAGUCGAGUGCUGGAAUCAUAAUUUUAAAAGUGUGACAGAAUCCAAAGUUUGUAAAACAUCAAAGUCACGAUGAAGCACUUACCGCCCGGAGAGGCUCGGAUUAAGCUUGCAAUGCAGUAAAGAUUUGAUUCAUUGUUUGUUCUGGAAAUGGUUUUUAUUUUCAUAAACUGAUUUGAAUGUUGCUGGGUGGGUUUGGAUUUGUUUUCCCCUCUUUUGUUUUGUAAUUUUAGCAACGUGACACUACAUCGUUUAACACUGUACGAAGCCCCUCGCUGAUGUUCUGCCUCUGGUUUUAAUCUGGCUGUGUCCUUUCAAUCUGGUUUGCAAAUUACCCUUGAAAGAGGCAAAAUAAUAAUCCAAAAGAAGAAAAAUCCAAAUGAUUUAAUGAGCCCAAUGAUAAUAUAUUAGGAAGAGCUUCAACCCCUUAGUCUGUUUUGUGGUUUGAGUAAAUUAAGGCAUUUAAUAUAUAUAUAAAUAUAGUGUUCUUUAGAAGAUAAAAUGAGUAUGCACACUAUUUACAUAAAGCUUCGAAGUUUAAUUUUAGUUUCUUUGUGUUUUUUGCUUCUAACAUCCUUCAGCAGUGUUCAUGUUUGACAGUAUAGGGUGAUCCUGCUUGCUGGUAGAUGUUUUUAUUUACUCCUGACAGGCUGUCCACACUGUUAUCUCAUUGUUGAUCAUCAAUAAACAUUCACUGAAUCUGACA